AUGCCAGACACCAGACACCAGACAGCAGACAGCAGACAUCAGAUACCAGACGCUAGACACAAGACACCAGACGUCAGACAGCAGAUACCAGACACCAGGUGCCAGACACCAGACACCAGACGUCAGACAGCAGAUACCAGACACCAGGUGCCAGACACCAGGCACCAGGCACCAGAUGCCAGACAGCAGACAGCAGACAGCAGACACCAGAUACCAGACGCUAGACACCAGACACCAGACGUCAGACAGCAGAUACCAGACACCAGGUGCCAGACACCAGGCACCAGGCACCAGAUGCCAGACAGCAGACAGCAGACAGCAGAUACCAGACGCUAG
This is a messenger RNA of Octopus sinensis (East Asian common octopus), 336 nucleotides long. RefSeq lists its product as uncharacterized. The record is from RefSeq and is a predicted model, not a curated record. Lineage: Eukaryota; Metazoa; Mollusca; Cephalopoda; Octopoda; Octopodidae. The transcript has 2 exons. The coding region runs from base 1 to 336 and encodes 111 amino acids.